AUGCGCAACCUCUUUAAAAGCAGGUCGCCUUCGAAUCGGACAAGUCAUCAUUCUAUGCGCAGCGACGAACAGUUGGCCCGCCCCGCGUUUGCUCCACCGGACCCCAACAUAGCCGCCGACUCAGACCGGCGCCUUUCACAAUUCGAGUACUCUGUUGGUUCUGUGCAAAAUCAGCCUCAGACUUUAAAUAGGUCACAGAGUCAGCGCCAUAAACCUUUGCGUGACCGACCGACCGUCAACGUUGUGGCCCCUGACGACUCGCAUCGCAAAAAGGGCCGUGUCGAGCGCAGCGCCUCUGUGAAGGGCAAAACAAUCUCCCUUCCCAUCUCACAACCUACCUCACCCGGGACUUUUCAUCCAGAGACCCUGGACGAGACUGACGAGUUUCACCCACAUCGGCAUUCCUACGCGGAGAACCCCUCACCGUUAACCACACCAUCUCUUGCCCACCAACAGCAAUACCAGGCUCAACGAGGUCCCCGACCUUCCCAUCCAGCUCACGCACAAGACAACUCCGCGUGGUCACAGCCACGUUUGCAACCGCUUCAUACAAAACUGCAGCGGUCCACCACCGACUCAACCCUGCUUGAACAGUACGUCCGCCCGUCGCCCACCGAUAUUGUCCCCGAAUCACCGCGAUACGCGUCGGAACAUCUUCAUCGGGGACAGGCUUUCUCCCCUCCUCAGGAUCCGGUAUUGAAUACCCGGCCCCCAUCCCAGCAGUCUCACGAGCCGCUUUCCCCGUUACAGUCCAAUUAUCCUGACGCCAUGCAGUCUUCCGCGCAGGAAUCCCAGAACCAGAGUCAGUUUCACCAGUUGGAUAGGCAAAGAUCUACAGGUUCUCCGCAGCAGAACCGCAGUCGGCAGGGCAGUGUGUCAAACAACAUGCCUGAUCCCGGACGGAGCACACCCACCAUUACACACCGCCGCGAGGAUUCCGGGGAAGUGGACGUGCGGGCAUUGAUCCAGAAACAUGAUGAACUCCAGGCCAAGUAUUCCAAGGUGAAACGGUACUACUUUGAAAAAGAUGCGCAGGUUCAGCAUCUCCAGAACACGGUAGCGCACCAACGGAUGGCGGUGUCGCGUACCGUACUUGACGAUAAUGAAUAUACCAACCGAUUCCAGCGACUUGACGGAGCAAUUAAAGACCUAGCAUUCUCAGUGCGCAAAGAUUGGCGCAGUAUUCCAUCCUGGCUGAAUGGAAUGGUCACCGACGAUGCUUUAUCGGUCGGCACGAAAGAAAUGACCGCUGUCGGACGUGCGGUAAUCAGCCGAUGGCUAGUAGAAGAAGUAUUCCAGCGUUAUUUCCAUCCAUCCUUGGAGCCAGCAUUCAGCGUGUACUUGAAGAAUAUCGAAAUGAACCUGCGACGGCAGCGACCAUCAUCCGACGAAGACCGCGAGAAUGCCUCCGCGAGACUCUCCUAUUGGCGCCGCACGACCUUCGACGGACUGAGUGAUUCCUUAGUUGGACCCGAAGCCCAAAAACAUCGCGCCGAGCUAGUCGAGCAUUUGAUCGUGGAACUCGCUGCCUUUAUGGGAUCCCAGCUGCACGAAACCGCGCUGCCAGGGCUAGAGGCAAGCGUGCGCAUGAUCAUUGAGAACUCAAUUAACAUCACGGAGAAAAUUCCCCCUUGA
This is a messenger RNA of Penicillium mononematosum, 1635 nucleotides long. RefSeq lists its product as uncharacterized. The transcript is spliced from 2 exons. Bases 1 to 1635 code for a protein of 544 amino acids. The record is from RefSeq and is a predicted model, not a curated record. Lineage: Eukaryota; Fungi; Ascomycota; Eurotiomycetes; Eurotiales; Aspergillaceae.